Talaromyces marneffei is the source of this 2316-nucleotide messenger RNA. RefSeq lists its product as uncharacterized. The transcript has 3 exons. The coding region runs from base 1 to 2316 and encodes 771 amino acids. Lineage: Eukaryota; Fungi; Ascomycota; Eurotiomycetes; Eurotiales; Trichocomaceae. Gene Ontology annotation, molecular function: RNA helicase activity; nucleic acid binding; ATP binding. Gene Ontology annotation, cellular component: nucleolus. The record is from RefSeq and is a predicted model, not a curated record.
AUGGGGAUGAAACGUGGACGAGAAAGCCGAAAUCUGGCUAAAAAAGCGGCCAAAAAGCAGAGGCUAGAAGAAAAUACGGAUCAGGAUGGCGACGCAAUUGUUGGACUUGAUGAUCUGGACUGGCAGACUGUUCAGUUGCCAGAUCGGUUGGAUGACAUGGGUGGAUUUUUUGGAUUGGAAGAGAUCGAUGGAGUGGAUAUAAUUCGGCCGGAGUCUAGUGGUCAGAUUAAAUUCAAGGUCGCAGCAGAUAAACCGACGAAAUCGAUACUCAAGAAAACCAAGACCACCAACGAGACCCCGAAUGAAAAUACUGAAGAAUGGUCCGGUUUUAGUGAUGCAGAGAAACAGGAAGUAAAGUCUCAUAAAAAGCAGAAACAGAACAAGAAAUCGGAACAACAGAAGGAAAAAAGUACUACGGAUGAGAAGAAGCCAGCGGCCACGAAACAACAGCAACAGCCUAAAAUCAAAGCAGAUAAAUCGAGCGAGAAAAUACAGUCUUUACCGUUCACGGCACUCGAAGAAGAAGAGGAGGAAGAUGAGAUAGAUGUCUCCGCAUGGGAGGCAUUAGGAUUAUCUCCGGCACUGCAGACCGGUAUCUCCAAACUCAAGUUCUCGACGCCUAGUACGAUUCAACAAGCCGUCAUACCCGAAGUUCUUGCCGGUCACGAUGUGGUCGGCAAAGCAUCAACGGGAUCUGGAAAAACUUUAGCGUUCGGCAUCCCGAUUCUCGAAUACUACCUUAAUACCAAGGGGCAGCGUGACACUUCGAAAGAGAACAAAAAGAAGAAAAAGAAGGAGUCUCAACCCAUAGCAUUGAUCUUGUCCCCGACGAGAGAACUGGCUCAUCAACUGGCGAAACAUAUCGGGGCACUCAAUACACACACUCCUGCAGCAAAUGCAAGAAUUGCGCUUCUUACUGGUGGCUUGGCGAUUCAGAAACAACAGCGACUGUUGAACGAUGCUGAUAUUGUCAUUGGUACACCAGGCCGAGUGUGGGAGAUUCUCAGUUCGGGAACUGGUCUUAUCCAGAGAAUGUCGGGGGUUAAAUACCUGGUCCUCGACGAAGCUGAUCGGCUGCUUAGUGAUGGGCACUACAAAGAAUUGGAGGAAAUCUUAGAUGCUCUCGAUCGUAAAGAAGACAAUGAUGAAGCCGACGAGAACUCUUCUAAUUCAGAGGAGGAAGAUGAACAGAAAGCGGAAGCUUCAGCUGCGAGACAAACACUCGUCUUUUCGGCAACAUUCCAUAAAGGGCUGCAACAGAAGCUGAGCGGGAAGGGGAAGUUCAUGAGCAGUGACUUGAUGAACAAAACGGAAUCGAUGGAGUAUCUUUUACAGAAGCUCAAGUUUCGUGAGGAGAAGCCGAAGUUUAUUGAUGUCAACCCGAUUUCUCAGAUGGCUCAGGGCUUGAAAGAGGGAAUUUUAGAGUGUGGUGCCAUGGAGAAGGAUCUCUAUCUCUACACCUUACUACUCUACCAUCCUGGCCAUCGUUGUCUGCUAUUCGCAAAUUCUAUAUCGUCUGUUCGCCGAUUAUCACAAUUGCUACAAAACCUGGGCAUUCCGGCGUUAGCUCUACACUCAACUAUGGAACAGAAAGCGCGUCUACGAUCUGUAGAAAGAUUCUCGUCUCCCGACGCUGAUCCCAGCUCGGUGUUAGUCGCUACAGAUGUUGCAGCGCGUGGUCUCGAUAUCAAGGGGAUUGAUAUGGUUAUUCAUUACCAUGUUCCUCGAACUGCGGACAUGUAUGUCCAUCGAUCCGGCCGAACCGCUCGCGCAGGGGCGUCUGGUAAGAGUGUCUUGAUAUGUGCACCUGAUGAGGUCGUCGGCGUUGCGCGUCUCGUCGCCAAAGUUCACGCACAAGCUGAAGCCGGUGCAUCUACGAAACGAAAUCCACUCGAGUCGCUCGAACUUGAUCGCCGGGUUAUCUCACGUGUCAAGCCUCGCAUAACACUCGCCAAAAAGAUCACGGAAUCAAACUUGGCCAAAGAAAAGAUUUCAUCAGAAGACAAUUGGUUACGCAAUGCAGCGGAGGAAUUAGGCGUCGACUACGACAGUGAAGAGUUUGAGAAGCAAGGCGGCAAGGCUAAAGGGCGCGGUCGCGGUGGCGGUCGUUCGCAAAAGGAGAAGGAAGCCAGUAGCAUCACCAAGGGAGAAUUAGCAGGUUUACGGGCAGAGCUCAAGCAGCUUUUGUCGAAGCGAAUCAAUAUCGGCAUAAGUGAGCGAUAUAUAACGGCGGGACGCGUCGAUGUCGAGUCACUGUUGCGCGGUGAAGGAAAUAAUAAGGCUUUCAUCGGCUUGGUGGACAAGUUGGAGUUUUAG